ACCGACUCACAGCAAAAAUGACACUACUUUUUCAUGGUACAUUUUCGAGAGCGGUUUUGUUCCCGGUUGAGUCUCCCAGCUACUUUAAUUGUCGAAGAGAGUAAAAGCUCGCAUAUAAUGGAAAGAAGUCGUCUCUUUCGCGUUCCGAAUUACGUGAGACGGUGAACGAUGGCGUACCACCGCCAUCAUGCACAGGAGCUAACCAUUCCACAGUACUCCGAAAAUCGGUUAGCUGAAAACCCAGCCGCCAUCCCCUCAAUCGCCUCCGAACUCAUCGGCCGAACCACUUCAAACGUUGCGGGCAAGACGCCACGAACCAUCGCCGGCGGCCCCACGUGGCUCAACGGCGCAAUUCUCCGACAGCAAUCCCAGCAAUUCGGGGAUGGAAGCUUCCUCCACCUCCAAACCGCCUCCGAUUCCUCUACUUCCCCUGUUGCAGCUGGCCAGUGGGUCCCACACCGGCUGUUCAACGGAGAGGAGGAGGUUCCGGUAUCGAGCGAUUCCAUGAUCGCGGCGGUGAUGCCUGAUCCAGUGGCCAUCGACGGAGAAACUGUGGCCGGCGGCGGGAGAGGCCAGCAGGCGGUGGAGGGCACGUGGCAGAACGCGAGACACAAGGCGGAGAUAUUAGGGCAUCCGCUGUGCGAGCAGCUGUUGUCGGCACACGUGGCGUGCCUGAGGAUUGCCACGCCGGUAGAUCAGUUGCCGAGGAUCGACGCUCAGCUCGCGCAGUUGCAGCAAGUUGUGGCUAAGUACUCUGCGCUUGGAGCACAGCACGGCGGUCAGAUCCUCACCUGCGAUGAUAAGGAGCUCGAUCAUUUUCUGGUUAGACAAUUUUCUUUCUUUUUUUAAUAAUGUAAUUUGGUAGAAUUUUAACUGUUUUAAUAAUUUUCUCCAUAAUAAAUGAAAAUUUAUAUACAAACUACCGAAUUGCUAUGUAUUUAUAUGUUUUGCAUCAAAAUUUAUAUUUACUUAUAUAAUAUUUUAAUCUGUCUUACAUAUAAAAUUUCACUUAUUUAAACUCAUUUUCACAUAAACCCCCCAAAUAUAAAGUACGUUUGAAUGUAAAAAAGUAAUGAUCUUUUAAUUAUUAUAAAAAUACAUUAAAUUUUUUAAUUUAAAAUUUAAAAUAUUAUUUUACAUUCUUGACGAAGAGUGUAAUAAUAUCCAUUCAAGAAAUAAAAAAUAAAA
Molecule: messenger RNA, 1188 nt
Organism: Dendrobium catenatum
Lineage: Eukaryota; Viridiplantae; Streptophyta; Magnoliopsida; Asparagales; Orchidaceae
Product: homeobox protein knotted-1-like 3
Exons: 1
Coding region: 169-849 (226 amino acids)
Cellular component (GO): nucleus
Molecular function (GO): DNA binding
Source: RefSeq, a predicted model, not a curated record